GGAGGUGGGGUUCUCCCGGCUUACUGCGGGCUUGCUGCGGGCUCCCUGUGGGUGUGACCUCGGACCCUGCUGACUGGCAGACCCGAUCAGGGAGGGGCGGUUCGGGUACCGUGGCUGCAGGUCCAAGACCAGGGUGCCCCAAGGCUGCGGCUGUCUGGCCUGGAAGUGGCCCUUCAUUCCAGUAAUCCGGCCGAGGAGCGAGGGAUCCCUUGGGGCUGGUGCCAAGGCCUGAGGUACAGCCACUUGGACUCUGCCUUGGGCCGCUGCCGGCCUUCGCAGAGCGGCGGGCAUCCCCUUCCUCCACCCCGCGGCCCACGGACGGCUGCCAUGGCUUUUCCUCAUCGGCCGGACGCCCCCGAGCUGCCUGACUUCUCUAUGCUCAAGAGGCUGGCUCGAGACCAGCUAGUCUAUCUGCUAGAGCAGCUUCCUGGAAAAAAGGAUUUGUUCAUUGAGGCAGAUCUCAUGAGCCCGUUGGAUCGAAUUGCCAAUGUCUCCAUUCUGAAGCAACAUGAAGUAGACAAGCUGUACAAGGUGGAGAACAAGCCAUCCCUCAGCUCCAAUGAGCAAUUGUGCUUUUUGGUCAGACCCCGCAUCAAGAACAUGCGAUACAUUGCCAAUCUUGUUAAUGCUGACAAAUCGGCUGGCCGAACUCGCAAAUACAAAGUGAUCUUCAGCCCUCAGAAGUUUUAUGCAUGUGAGAUGGUGCUUGAGGAAGAAGGAAUCUAUGGAGAUGUGAGCUGUGAUGAAUGGGCCUUCUCUUUGCUGCCUCUUGAUGUGGAUCUGCUGAGCAUGGAGCUACCAGAAUUUUUCAGGGACUACUUUCUGGAAGGAGAUCAGCGCUGGAUCAACACUGUGGCCCAGGCCUUGCACCUUCUUAGCACUCUCUAUGGACACUUUCCAAACUGCUAUGGAAUUGGUAGAUGUGCUAAGAUGUCAUAUGAAUUAUGGAGAAAACUGGAAGAGGAGGAGGAUGGUGAAAGCAAGGGUCGAAGGCCAGAAAUUGGACAUAUCUUUCUUUUGGACAGAGACAUGGACUAUGUGACGGCACUUUGCUCCCAAGUUGUUUACGAGGGCCUGGUAGAUGACACCUUCCGCAUCAAGUGUGGCAGUGUCGACUUUGGCCCAGAGGUCACAUCCUCUGACAAGAGCCUGAAGGUGCUGCUCAAUGCUGAGGACAAGGUGUUUAAUGAGAUUCGUAAUGAGCACUUCUCCAAUGUCUUUGGCUUUUUGAGCCAGAAGGCCCGGAACUUGCAGGCCCAGUAUGAUCGCCGGAGAGGCAUGGAUAUCAAGCAAAUGAAGAACUUCGUGUCCCAGGAGCUCAAGGGCCUAAAACAGGAGCACCGGCUGCUGAGUCUCCAUAUUGGGGCCUGUGAAUCCAUCAUGAAGAAGAAAACUAAGCAGGAUUUCCAGGAGCUAAUCAAGACUGAGCAUGCGCUGCUGGAGGGUUUCAGCGUCCGGGAGAGCACCAGCUACAUUGAGGAGCACAUAGACCGGCAGGUGUCACCCAUAGAAAGCCUUCGCCUCAUGUGCCUUUUGUCCAUCACUGAGAAUGGUUUGAUCUCCAAGGAUUACCGGUCUCUGAAAACACAGUAUCUGCAGAGCUAUGGCCCUGAGCACCUGCUAACCUUCUCCAAUCUACGGCGAGCUGGGCUCCUAACAGAGCAGGCCCCUGGGGACACGCUCACAGCGGUGGAGAGUAAAGUGAGCAAGCUGGUGACCGACAAGGCUGCAGGAAAGAUUACUGAUGCCUUCAGUUCUCUGGCCAAGAGGAGCAACUUUCGUGCCAUUAGCAAAAAGCUGAACUUGAUCCCACGUGUGGAUGGGGAGUAUGAUCUGAAAGUGCCCCGAGACAUGGCUUAUGUUUUCAGUGGUGCUUAUGUGCCUCUGAGUUGCCGGAUCAUAGAGCAGGUGCUGGAGCGACGAAGCUGGCAAGGCCUUGAUGAGGUGGUCCGGCUGCUCAACUGCAGUGACUUUGCAUUCACAGUCCUUACAGACAUGACCAAGGAAGACAAGGCUUCCAGUGAGUCCCUGCGCCUCAUCUUGGUGGUAUUCCUGGGUGGUUGCACAUUCUCUGAGAUCUCAGCCCUCCGGUUCCUCGGCAGAGAGAAAGGGUACAGGUUCAUUUUUCUGACGACAGCACUCACAAACAGUGCUCGCCUCAUGGAGGCCAUGAGUGAACUGAAAGCCUGAAGUUUCCCUGCCAGUGUUGAAGUCUUCUCUGGACACGCUCCUCAGUUGGAGGCAGGAGUCUGGCGCCCAGCUGCUACCACAGUGUCCACCAACUGGCAGCCUACUGAGAGCUGGGACCACAGAACUCACUGGGGAUUUAGAGAACAUAUCUGAUGAGAGCGUUCACUUCCUGCCCCCAGGAUAUUUCUCUUUUUGUGUUUAUAAAGUACAGCUAUGGUUCUAAGAUAUGAGGGGGAAGAGGGAAAUGAGGGAGAUGAUUGGAUGAACAAGCACCUUUCUAAUUGCAAAAUUUUGUGGUUCAUUAUGUUUUUGAGAAAAUUGAGUUUGUUUUAAAUGAGUUUUU
Nycticebus coucang (slow loris) is the source of this 2533-nucleotide messenger RNA. RefSeq names its product VPS33B late endosome and lysosome associated (gene VPS33B). Gene Ontology annotation, biological process: intracellular protein transport; vesicle-mediated transport. Gene Ontology annotation, cellular component: CORVET complex; lysosome. The record is from RefSeq and is a predicted model, not a curated record. Bases 328 to 2190 code for a protein of 620 amino acids. NCBI's taxonomy places the organism in Eukaryota, Metazoa, Chordata, Mammalia, Primates, Lorisidae. The transcript has 23 exons.